This is a messenger RNA of Lactuca virosa, 336 nucleotides long. The record is from the annotation of a GenBank genome assembly. Lineage: Eukaryota; Viridiplantae; Streptophyta; Magnoliopsida; Asterales; Asteraceae.
AUGUCACGAACGUAUUACAUUUGGGCACUUGUACGUCAAGUCGGUGAAGGAAAAAAAAUUAUUAUAAAAGAUAACCCUAAAUAUUGGCCGACGAUUUCAACACACCACUCGUCCCCAAUUGACCCCCAAAACGGAUUUCAUCGCCUACUGCUGCCAUCGAUCCCUACCAUAUUCUUCAGAUCACGCCGCCGCAUCCACCACCACAACCACCGUCAACCUCCGCAUCGACCACCACCACCAUUAACCUCCGCAUCGAGCAGGUUGGUUUCUUUCAUUCAUGGCGGCUUUGAAGGAGCUUUUGCCACCUGCAAAAUCAUCUUCUUCCACCUUCUAUGA